Sinocyclocheilus rhinocerous is the source of this 2468-nucleotide messenger RNA. It is a transcript of the gene mlxip, whose product is annotated as MLX interacting protein. Gene Ontology annotation, biological process: regulation of transcription by RNA polymerase II. Bases 155 to 2383 code for a protein of 742 amino acids. NCBI's taxonomy places the organism in Eukaryota, Metazoa, Chordata, Actinopteri, Cypriniformes, Cyprinidae. The transcript has 18 exons. Gene Ontology annotation, cellular component: nucleus. Gene Ontology annotation, molecular function: protein dimerization activity; DNA-binding transcription factor activity, RNA polymerase II-specific; RNA polymerase II cis-regulatory region sequence-specific DNA binding. The record is from RefSeq and is a predicted model, not a curated record.
GCAACAACGCCCGUCCUGAGCUCGCCAUAACGCGGGGGGCUUGCGGGAGAGUCGGGGCGUUUAAUGAAGCUACUUCUUACACGAGAUCACCGGAUCCAGCAGUAAUGGGCGCAGGACGAGUCAUAAAGUGAAGCAGCCGCGAAAACAUUUAAUCAUGGCGACUCGAGAGCCGAGGCCGUUGGUCAAGCAGGAGCAAGACGACGACUCUGACGCAGAGGAGCCGACUGCUUCCUUCAGGAGAGCCGACCAGCAGAUCAUCCACAGCGGGCACUUCAUGAUGUCCUCCCCGCACACCGAGCACCCGUCGAAGAAGGGCUACGACUUCGACACCGUCAAUAAACAGACCUGCCAGACGUACCGCUUCGGGAAGACCAGCACGUCGCAUUUCUCCAUCGACGUCUCGCUGACGAAGCUCUUCGAGUGCAUGACGCUCGCCUACAGUGGAAGGUUGGUGUCACCGAAAUGGAAGAACUUCAAAGGCCUCAAGCUGCUGUGGAGAGACAAGAUUCGCCUCAACAACGCUAUUUGGAGAGCCUGGUAUAUGCAAUAUGUGGAGAAGAGACAGAACCCUGUGUGUCAUUUUGUCACUCCUUUGGAUGGAAAUAUGGACUCGGGAGUACAUCGGCCAACAGAGGCGAUCGCUACAGAAGGAAAGUACUGGAAAAGGAGAAUCGAAAUCGUGAUCAGAGAAUAUCAUAAAUGGAGAACAUAUUUCAAGAAAAGGUUACAGAAGCACAAGGAUGAAGACCUGUCCAGCCUUCUCAGGGGUGCGGAGGAACAGUUUUCUCUCUUUGGGGAAGUGUGUCCAGACACUUCUUUUUUUUUUUCUGGAAUCUGUCGGAGCAAUUUGUUUCACACCCUGCGUCCGCCAGCCUUCCCCACCACUGCCCCAGCAGUCACUGCCUUAACCAGCAGCAGCUCCCAAACACAGGCUCCCAUGCCGCUCUCCACUGAGCUUCCCUCUCUGCCGCUGGACUACCAUCUCAUCCCUUCUGUUCCUUUGCCCAGCCACCUCUCAGUCGCCAGUCAGGAUAAUGGUAACGCUGUUGGCCCGUCCUACCAACAAACCUACAUGCCUCUUUUCCCAGAGCAAGUGACCCCCUCCAUCCCACCGCCAGCUCCUCCUGUCCCAGCAGUCCCACAGCCUCUCCAGUGUGGAGGUGUUUCCACCGUCAAUACAGUCCCGAGCGUCCCGGCUCCGUCCGUAAUCACGCACACUGCCCCUUCCACAGUAACUCCCACUGAUGCAGCCACCACCUUCAGUCACAGAUCAAGCUUUGAGCUGCCCACCGCACCAUCUCCACAGCCUGCGGUCUCCGCCUCACUCAGCUCACAGCCGGUCAACUUCGCCUUGCCCAAAUCCAUUCUGCCUCCUGUCUCUAGCAAAAAGGCCAGACAUCCACAGAGACCGAUUGUCCCGCUGCCAUCUCCUCAGCUCAUACUCACAGGUCCCUCCAGUGCUGUGAUUGUCACUCAGUCCCCUCUCAGCGCUGAUGUUGUCCCCAGCACUGGUAUGGUCAUUGCCCCCUCCAGUAUUCCCUGUGGUUCCGCUGGUUUUCAUAUUCUCCCUCAGACACAGAAGUCGCCACAACUAAUCGUACCCAAAGAGGAAACUGCCACAACUAUAUCCAACAACAAGACAUCCGUACAGUCAGCAAGUACAGCACAUGACGGACGAGUCUCAGGUCAAGGGUCGCCUCUGGGAGCAGAGCAGGUCCCGAGCCCUCAGUCACCCCUCAAACCCUGCGCAGGCAAAAAUGAAGCCAGUCAGAGCCGCAGAGUGAAUCACAUAUCUGCCGAGCAGAAGAGGCGAUUCACCAUAAAUGCCUGCUUCAAGACGUUGUGCAAUCUCGUGCCGACUCUCAGGUCUCAAUCAAACAUCAGUAAUGCUGCGACACUUCAGAAGACAGUUGACUAUAUUAGCAAACUGCAACUAGAGAGACAACAGAUGCAGGAAGAGACCAAGAGACUACGAGAGGAGAUUGAGGAGCUUAAUACAUCUAUAAGCUUGUGUCAGGAACAGCUCCCUGAUACAGGGGUUCCCAUCGCACGCCAUCGCUUUGACCACAUGAAGGAGAAGCUUGACGACUAUGUGAAGAACAGAACUCUUCAGAACUGGAAGUUCUGGAUCUUCAGCGUCAUUAUUCAUCCUCUGUUUGAGUCCUUCAAGGCAACGGUGUCGACCACCAACAGCACAGAGCUGUGUGAAACCACCAUGCAGUGGCUGGAUCGCUACUGCGCCCUGCCAGUCCUCCGGCCUAUGGUACUCCGGACGUUACGACAGCUCUGUACCAGCACCUCUAUCUUGACGGAUCCCUCACUUUUGCCUGAGGAAGCUAAAAAGGCUGCUCUCAACCCAAAAAAACAUUCCUCAGGAUAUUAGUUUCAACACUCUGACAUCUAAUAUGUGACCCUGGAGCACAAAAGCAGUCUUAAGUCGCUGGGGUAUAUUUGUAGCAAUAGCCAAC